Paraglomus brasilianum is the source of this 2428-nucleotide messenger RNA. Lineage: Eukaryota; Fungi; Glomeromycota; Glomeromycetes; Paraglomerales; Paraglomeraceae. The record is from the annotation of a GenBank genome assembly.
AUUAAGAUCAUUUCUUGAACAUAUAACUCUUGAUUCGGAGGAAGAAGAGUCAUUAGACACCAUUAAUGAAACAGCAUUAGAAUGUCCAAAAGUGUACGGAUUAGACAAAAGUACAAAAAAGCUGAAAGAGUCAACUCGGAUAAUUGUAAAGAGAAUAGAGCCAUGGGUACCAGGUAGUAGCAUAAUAGGUAUAUGGUUAGAUGUAGACAAGAGAAAACAAUUUAUUAUCGGACAGACGUGUGUACAAUUAUGGAAAUAUACCAAGAACGGUAAACCUCGAUUACUGUACAUGUACGUAAAACCCGAAAAGAAUGUUGAGAAAUCUACUUCAAAUGGCACGGAAGAAGAGAAGUUUGCUUUGGAUGACACGAAAGAAAGGAUAUCUGUUCUGGAUGACACGAAAGAAAGGAUAUCUGUUCUAGAUGACACGAAAGAAGAGACGACUAAUUUAGACAAAAAGGGAGAUGAGAAUCUUACUUCAGGCUACAGCACUGACGAGCCCAGAAUCACUAUCGAUGGUGAGAAAUUCCGUUUCAGAACAACAGCUGACGAGAAUUCUGAACAUAACUUGGAGAUCCGAUGGCCGCUCGAUCCUUGUAAAGUGGUUAUCGAUGCAUGUCGAGCACUCCAUUGGCUAGAGGAAAAGAAAAAACGAUACGUAGAUGACGGUUCCAAGCGAAAUAAACGCACCUACAUUAUAUUUUAUGAGCUGAAACAUCAGCUCACCGACGUUGUUCGAAGAUUCAUUCAAAAACAUCCUAACGAAUGGCGCCUACUCGAAGUGCGAUAUGAGUUGAUGCAAUGGUUACUUAGUGGAGGAUGUUCUCGUCUGAUAAAAGAUAUUGUCGCAGUAAGUGAUGUUCCGGAAGGUGAGGAUAGUAUUAGUGAAGGACGUAAAUAUAUACGAAACCGGCAAAUACCACUCCACUUUCCGCGAGUGCACACAUGGGAGGCCGAUGAAUAUGGAAACGCAGGGAAGAAAAGCGACUUGAUAAUAACUAUCGAAAAGAAGGAUAAGUUGACCGACAACUUCCUCACCUAUUACGCUCACUUUUCCAACGAACAUUUUGGUUGGAUAUGCACAGUAAGAAAAGCCUUACCUCUUCUAUUUGGAAAAGAUCAUUUAGAUAUUCCUAAAAACAGAUUUUUUGCUCAUCCAACAUUCAUGGGAAGACCUACAUCACAGCAUGAGAUCCCCUUAAGGGUGUACUCAAAUAUCUUUCGUUCACUACCGAAGUUAACAGACAACUUGAAAUCGCUAAGAGUGGACAAAGUAGUCGAUAAUAUGAGACAUAUCCAUUUAAAGACGGAUUUGAAAAUGAUACGUCAUACGAUAAGUUCUCGAAAUCUUUUUUACUUUAUUGUCAUUCCUUCAUACGUGUGGGAAUUCGCUUUAAACAUUUGGCAUAUUGUAUACAGGACGAGAGAUCCCGAGAAGCGCCCUGAGAAUUAUGUAAAAGUUUUGCGUCGUGUCCCAAUGCCAUGCGAUGAGGAUGUGGCCAAGUUGCUUCAGCAGUCUAUCAAUGACGAGUAUAGCGAAAUUUUCUUUGAUAACCCAGCUAUUGCCGGACUUAUUAAUUCGACAUGGGUAGUGGCCUAUUUUUAUUAUCAAUCGUAUGUGAUACUGAAUGUAUAUUUUCUACUGUCAUUCGGCAUAUAUAUCUUCCUUUUUAAAGACACGGAUAAUCAAAGGGCUAUAGCAUAUAUAACGGGCGCAUUGGGAAUGUGUCUUGUAGUGCUUGAAUUGAUUAAAAUACCAUGGCUUAUUUCAAUGUAUAACAGAAUCAAAAUGUCAUACAACCUGGUUUUAUAUAUAUUCCCCAUUGUGUUAACUAUUAUUUUAGAGACUCAAAAAGAAUACAUUGGGAGUAUAGUAUUACACGUCCUCGCUGCUACUGCUACAUUUAUGUUAUGGCUCAAAUUCCUGAUGCUUUUGAAACCAUAUGAAGGUGUUGGCACUUAUGUAUACAUCGUCAUUAGCAUAUUCGAGCAUAUUUCCUUGUUCUUUGUAUCAUUCUUUAUUCUUGUGAUUGCAGUUGGACACACCAUGUAUGUGUUUUUACAUGAUCCAUCGGAUAUUAAAUUAACACCAAAUGCUCUUGAAUUCGGUGUCAAUCUGACAACUCCCGAUGGCGUCGUCGGGACAAAUUACACCGUGUACCAGAAAUUAGAUGAAGAAGAUGUCUCGGACAAUGGCUUUGCAAGCUUCUGGAACUCGGUAAUUUCAGCUUAUGGCUGGACUAAUGGAAGAUGGGACGGUCUGGAUUGGAACUACUAUCCGCUUAAACUAUUCGUCAUUGCCUCGAGUUUACUUCUAGUUAUUGUUAUGUUGAACAUCCUUAUUGCUAUCAUCGGAGAUGUAUAUGUCGCUGCCAAGAUAACUGGUAGACGAGAAAUCGUAAGGUCGCGCGCAAUAUUUUUGUUGUAA